AUGCCUAAACCAGCACAACUAUCUGACUCGGUCCCGCUGCGCUCAUACCCUACGAGUAAUCAUCAACACCAACACACAAGGCAACCAUCGUUAUUACCACCUGACCACUUCCACGACAUCGAAAGCACAGGCGGAUCAUCCUCAGACCUGGUGCAUCUGAGUCGAGACCACUCGCGCCAACCGAGUCCCUUCACCGACCUCACACAUCCAGAUCAGUUCAGCAGCGGGCGAAGAGCAGCUGACGACAAAGGCAGUGGUCACGGGAGAGAAGCAGCUGAGGGAGGCGAAGCGGAAGGGGAUAGUGAUUUCGAGCAUUGGGGUGACGACGACGACGACGAUCUAGACGACCUAGAAGAAAGAGACAUGCCAUCAGAUUUACGAAGACCCUCAAAAUCAUCCACCGCGAUGAACGGCCACGGUGGACAGCAUUCACCUUUGCUUUCACAAAACGAUAAACAUGAUGAUCCCUCGGAACCCUCACUCUCCCACAGAAGAUCCUCCCGUUUCCACGAACGAGACCCGGACGAAAUGGCUCGUGCCGCGACACGGAAGAGAUAUACAUACGCCGCCAUCUUCCUCGGCAUCAGCCUCGUCUCCUUCGCCGUCCAAACCGAAACGGCGGUCUACAUCCAACACAACCUCGGCUGGAAGAAGCCCUACUGCAUGCUCUACUUCACCCACGGCUCCUGGUCCCUGCUCUGGCCCACUCAACUCCUGAUCCUGCGUCUCCAGAAAUGGCGCCAACCCUGGCCCGCUUUCUGGCGCCGCCAUACUCAACUUCUCCGCCAAACGGGCCAGAUGAUCGAACAUCGCACCCUCAAUCUCUCCCCGCUGCAAUCCAAGAAGAGUCCCAUACCUUACUUCCUCCGCACCACCGCCUAUGUAACUUGCGCCCUGACGAUAGCGGGAGGGAGCUGGUACGUCGCCGUCGACCUCACAACCGCGAGCGAUUUGACCGCUAUAUACAACUGUUCCGCCUUCUUCGCCUACGCUUUCGCAAUCCCCAUGCUCCACGAGAAACUCCGCCUCUCCAAAGUCCUCGCCGUCGGCAUAGCAAUCGUCGGCGUCCUCGUAGUAGCCUACGGGGACUCGGGCUCUGCGCCAGCCAAACACGGCUCUAAAUCCGGCGGCGGCAGUGGUGGGCCUCAUGCACCUGAGGACGUGGAGGCGGGGAAUCGGGCGCUGGGGAAUAUCGUCAUCGGGAUAGGGUCGGUGUUGUAUGGGUUCUACGAGGUUUUGUACAAGAAAGUCGCUUGCCCGCCCGAAAGCUGCCCGCCGGAGAAGGGGAUGCUGUUCGCCAAUACUUUCGGCUCUCUCAUGGGCUCUUUUACCCUCCUCGUGCUUUGGAUCCCGCUCCCAAUCCUCCACCUCACCGGAAUCGAGAGCUUCGCCCUUCCAGUGGGGAAAGCAGCCUGGGUUCUCCUGAUCUCCGUGUCAGCGAACGCCAUCUUCUCUGGUUCCUUUCUAGUGUUGAUUUCCCUUACGAGCCCCGUGCUCAGUUCCGUGGCGGCGUUGUUGACGAUUUUCCUGGUCGCGUUGUGCGACCAGAUGUUGCCGCCGCCGUUGUAUAGUCCUUUGACUACGGCGGCGAUUGCGGGGGGGUUGUUGAUUAUUGGGGCUUUUGGGCUGUUGAGUUGGGCUACUUAUAAGGAGAUGAGUGAGGAGGGGGAAAAACAUAUCGAGGAGAGGAUCGUGGAUGAGAGUGAGGAGGAGGAGUAUUGA
Recurvomyces mirabilis is the source of this 1722-nucleotide messenger RNA. RefSeq lists its product as uncharacterized. NCBI's taxonomy places the organism in Eukaryota, Fungi, Ascomycota, Dothideomycetes, Mycosphaerellales, Teratosphaeriaceae. The transcript has a single exon. The record is from RefSeq and is a predicted model, not a curated record. Bases 1 to 1722 code for a protein of 573 amino acids.